Messenger RNA from Cyprinodon variegatus (sheepshead minnow), 1588 nucleotides. RefSeq names its product UNC homeobox (gene uncx). Lineage: Eukaryota; Metazoa; Chordata; Actinopteri; Cyprinodontiformes; Cyprinodontidae. The transcript has 3 exons. The coding region runs from base 122 to 1471 and encodes 449 amino acids. The record is from RefSeq and is a predicted model, not a curated record. Gene Ontology annotation, molecular function: sequence-specific double-stranded DNA binding; DNA-binding transcription factor activity, RNA polymerase II-specific. Gene Ontology annotation, biological process: regulation of DNA-templated transcription.
UGGAUAAAGUAGAGCUCAUCCCUCCCUUCACAUCAUGUCCCCCGCUCGUUGGCCACACUCACUGCAUGCUUUUUAAAUCCCCGUCGCCGGCCUCCAGACGUCGCCUCCUUUUGCCUGCGGGAUGAUGGACAGCAGGAUACUGGAUCCACCUCACGCCCAGUUCGGAGGCUCUCUCGGUGGGAUGGUGGGCUUCCCGUACCAGCUGAGCCACCAUCACGUUUACGAAUUAGCAGGGCAUCAACUUCAAUCUGCGUCCGCGGUUCCCUUCUCGAUAGACGGAUUACUUAAUGGCUCCUGCACGGCGUCGGUGGGUAAUUCCAACCCCCUCUUGUCUUCGGGUUGCGGGAUGAAUGGAGAUAAUCAGCAGUACAAACUGUCAGAUUCGGUGGACCCAGACAAAGAUAGUCCUGGCUGCAAGAGAAGAAGAACUCGGACAAAUUUCACAGGCUGGCAGCUGGAGGAAUUAGAAAAGGCUUUUAAUGAGAGUCACUAUCCGGACGUGUUCAUGAGGGAAGCUCUGGCCCUCCGAUUGGACUUAAUAGAGUCAAGAGUUCAGGUCUGGUUUCAGAAUCGCAGAGCCAAAUGGAGGAAAAAGGAGAACACAAAGAAAGGACCGGGUCGACCUGCUCACAACGCCCACCCCACCACCUGCAGCGGGGAGCCCAUGGACCCGGAGGAGAUCGCCCGGAGAGAGCUGGACAGGCUGGAGAAGAAGAAGCGGAAACAGGAGCGUCGGCUGCUCAAGUCCCAGAAUAAGCUCCUUUCUGGGGAUUUAUUUCACACCCCGGGCUCGGACAGCGACAGCGGGGUGUCACAUGUGACCGACAGUGACCACAACACAUGCCCACCCUUUGACUCAGUGAGCGGGAACCAGUCGAGGUGCGACCUCCAAAGCCAGAACCAAAGACACAUAGACCGGGAAGCUGGGGGGUCCGAGCUGGACUCGCCUGACCUCAGCCACCGGUCGAACCUGUGCUCCGGUAACACCAACAGAGCCUCCAGCCUGCAGAAACUCAACCCGUUCAGCGUUGAGAGCCUCCUCUCGGACUCCAGACCCAGGCGCACCCCCGCGGCCUUACCCUCCUCCCGGCCUUUGAUAGGGAAAGGACACUUCCUGCUCUACCCCAUCACACAGCCGCUUGGAUUCAUUGUCCCCCAAACGGCCCUGAAGACGUCAACGACAGCUGCAAACUGUGAAGGAGACCCCCCAGCGGACGGAGAGCGCUGCGGCGCCUCCCCUGGAUGUAGAAGCAGCUCGCCGGACGCGCAAAAAGCAGCGCAGGUUGGAAAAACCAGCCCGUCCAGGGCCGCCUUUCCAACCGGACAGCAGAGCUCUGUUAUUUGCAGCGAGUCGACUUUUGAACUUAUCGACUCGGACAAAAAGGAGCACUUGGAGCACACUGACAACCCCGAUUCUCACAGUGACAGUGCCACACAAUCAAACCCAACAGAAGACGUAGACAUGGAAUAAAUCAGAAAAAAACAAGCCUCUACACUGGAAAAAAGAAUUCUAGAAAAGUAUUUUUUCUUAAAAUAAGUGCAUUUUUUCAUGAAUUGAGGAGGAAAGUGAGACAAUUUGCCAAUGGAA